CGGCAAGUUGGGACUCGUGUCUUGGGGAUAAAUCCGACAUUGUCAACUAACCCAGAUUGUGCCAUAGAAAGAAGGACUUGGGAGGAAGUGCUGCUCACCUGAGUAACACCUGCAGGGGGGGGAGGGCAACAAGGUGGGUGGAGCUUCACCUUACCAACUCUUUUUUCCUCAGGAAACAACGCUGCCAACAUGAGUCGCCGCCUGCCACAGGAGGAGUUGACCCAAGCAGACAUCUGUGGGAUGCUCCGUGAAGAGCUGUGCAAGGGAAAUGACUUCCUCAAGUCAGACACCCACAUCUUCAUCAUCUUGGGGGCUUCGGGUGAUCUAGCCAAGAAGAAAAUCUACCCAACCAUCUGGUGGCUGUACCGUGAUGGGCUGCUUCCCGAUGACACCCAUGUGGUGGGUUAUGCCCGGUCCCAACUCACCGUCGCUGAUAUCCGCAAACAGAGUCAGCCUUACCUCAAGGCCAGCCCUGAAGAAGCACAGAAGUUGGAUGACUUUUUCGCCUGUAACACAUACGUCACUGGAAAGUACGAUGACCAGCCCUCCUUUGAGAAGCUCAAUGCUCACCUGAACGCCCUUCACAAUGGUGAAAAGGCAAACCGGCUCUUCUACUUGGCUCUGCCACCUAGUGUCUAUGAGGAUGUCACCGCUAACAUCCGGAACACCUGCAUGAGCACUAUUGGCUGGAAUCGUGUGAUUGUGGAGAAACCUUUUGGCAAGGACUUGGAGAGCUCCAACAAGCUGUCAGAUCAUAUCUCAACACUUUUUACAGAAGAUCAGAUCUACCGCAUUGACCACUACCUGGGCAAGGAGAUGGUGCAGAACCUGAUGGUGCUCAGGUUUGGGAACCGGAUCUUUGGCCCUAUCUGGAACCGUGACAAUGUGGCUUGUGUUAUUCUGACCUUCAAAGAGCCAUUUGGCACAGAGGGCCGGGGCGGCUACUUUGACGAAUUUGGCAUUAUCCGGGAUGUAAUGCAGAAUCACCUUCUCCAGAUGCUCUGCCUGGUAGCUAUGGAGAAACCGACCUCUACUAAUUCCAAUGAUGUCCGUGAUGAAAAGGUGAAGGUCCUGAAGUGCAUCUCAGAGGCGAAAUCUGACAAUGUGGUUCUUGGUCAGUACGUGGGGAAUCCAGAGGGCAAAGGGGAGGCUCUGAAAGGCUACCUGGAUGACUCCACUGUCCCAGCCGGCUCCACCACUCCCACCUUUGCUGCUGCUGUGCUCUACGUGGACAAUGAGAGGUGGGAUGGGGUACCAUUCAUCUUGCGCUGUGGCAAGGCGCUAAAUGAGCGCAAGGCAGAAGUGCGGCUGCAGUUCCGGGAAGUGCCCGGCGACAUCUUCCAACGCCAGUGCAAGCGCAAUGAACUGGUGAUUCGUGUGCAGCCCAAUGAGGCUGUCUAUACCAAGAUGAUGACCAAGAAACCGGGCAUGUUCUUCAACCCAGAAGAAUCUGAGCUAGACCUCACCUAUGGCAACCGUUACAAGGAUGUGAAGCUCCCAGAUGCUUAUGAGCGCCUCAUCUUGGAUGUUUUCUGCGGAAGCCAGAUGCAUUUUGUGCGCAGCGACGAGCUGCGUGAGGCCUGGCGCAUUUUCACUCCAUUGCUCCACAAGAUCGAGGCAGAGAAACCCAAACCGGUUCCUUAUCGCUAUGGCAGCCGAGGCCCUGCAGAGGCGGAUGAACUGAUGAAGAAGGUUGGGUUCCAGUAUGAAGGCACCUACCGCUGGGUCAAUCCUCACAAGCUGUGAAUGCCGCCUGACUGUCUUCGCUUGGAGUGGUGACAGCUGCUCUGCUCCGCUCCCCUCUGUAGAAGUUGAGCUGGUCGGGUUGGGCGAAGGGCUCCCCUGAAGACUGCAUCUGAAAAGUGGUUGUCUUGUCCUAGCAACAUCUGCUGGGUGCAGGCAGCAGUACACUCCCCCCAGCAUCACCUGGGCUUCGCCGUGGGCUCAGCAAUCGCCUCCCAUCGUCCUCGCUGCGGACCUUGCUGAGCAGGUGCCUCCGUAGCUCAGCUCCUUCUAUAGCACUCGCAACUGAUGGACUAGAUGUCCCAUUCCAACCUCCGCUCCUCAAUGGGGAAGCCUCUCACGAUGGGGAGAGGCUACCGGGGGUUUCUUCUCACCCCCUCCCCCAUCUACAUAUGCUGCUUUGUCAAUUGCACUAGCUCUACUUUUGCUGCAUUACUGUUACAUUCCUGCUCAAUCUGCUUAUGGGUUUUGUAUAUGAUGGUGUUCUGUAAAUUAUUACAGACGUUAUUACAAAGAGA
This is a messenger RNA of Elgaria multicarinata webbii, 2261 nucleotides long. It is a transcript of the gene G6PD, whose product is annotated as glucose-6-phosphate dehydrogenase. The coding region runs from base 190 to 1746 and encodes 518 amino acids. Gene Ontology annotation, cellular component: cytosol. Gene Ontology annotation, biological process: pentose-phosphate shunt, oxidative branch; glucose metabolic process. The transcript has 12 exons. Gene Ontology annotation, molecular function: glucose-6-phosphate dehydrogenase activity; NADP binding. The record is from RefSeq and is a predicted model, not a curated record. NCBI's taxonomy places the organism in Eukaryota, Metazoa, Chordata, Lepidosauria, Squamata, Anguidae.